This is a messenger RNA of Dromiciops gliroides (monito del monte), 3612 nucleotides long. It is a transcript of the gene GPBP1, whose product is annotated as GC-rich promoter binding protein 1. Lineage: Eukaryota; Metazoa; Chordata; Mammalia; Microbiotheria; Microbiotheriidae. Gene Ontology annotation, molecular function: RNA binding; DNA binding. Gene Ontology annotation, biological process: positive regulation of DNA-templated transcription; DNA-templated transcription. Bases 1164 to 2582 code for a protein of 472 amino acids. The record is from RefSeq and is a predicted model, not a curated record. Gene Ontology annotation, cellular component: nucleus. The transcript is spliced from 12 exons.
GACUUGGCGCAGAACAUUGCGGAUCGGGCCGGCGCCAUUUUGGGACUGAGUCUGGCUGUGGGGGGAGGGAAAAGCGGCAAAAGGGGAUUAUUCAAAGUACCGAAAACCUCCUCCCGGGACCGAGCUCAGCGACACCCCCGGGCCAGGGGCACCUCCGGUGGGGCGGAAGGUUAUUUGUGUAAAAAAAACCCUGGAUAUUUGGAGUGGCCAUUAUUUGGAAUUAUGAUGACUGGAUAUUUUUGACCCAGAAGUUUAUUAAGACUGGCAAGAAACAAGUUGGAAGUGAAUUGACAACAGUGAACAAUUUCACUGCUCCACCACAGGAAUACAGGCACUUCUUCAGUAUUUUGGUUCAGAACAAACUGUUUUAAGGGUUAAAGUAGUUCAGCUGGCAGAAUUUUGCUGAUUUUUUUUUUAGUUAAUGUUCUUAAGCCAGAGCUGUAAGAUAUGUUUGAUCUGUGUACUGAAUAGUUUAAACAGUUUCAAAAUACUGUUUAAACAUUGCUGAAGUUCAUGGCAGAUAUUUUUACCUUUAUUAUAAAUUUUAGGUAUUUUGAAGUCCACCCUUCUCACUUUGCCAUGGAUCCUCUUUUCUAAAUGAAGAGAUAAUAGAAUCCAAAGGUUUUUUUUUUCUUCUAUCUUUUAUUUAAGUGUAAAUAUAUUUUCUAAAAUGUUGCCCUUAACCAGCAAUAUGGUGGUAUUGAGAUAGCUCUUGUCUCUCUGUAUAUGCUGAUGCUUAGGAAUGCUCUUCACUUCAGAUGUGAAAUUUGCUUUUUGUUUUUUGCUUUUUGUGUUAUAAAACCGAUAUUUCAUCUGGAGUGGAUGCUUAUGACAGUGACAUGAACACCAGAUAAUAAAGAAGAAAGGUUUCAGAAGAUUUUACAAUCUUAAAACCAAGGCUAAUUCUGGAAAUAGUCCUAUGAAUAAUUUAAAACAAAAGGAUGGGUAGCUGACUUGAAGUAGCUCUAUGUCAAAUAGCCACAGGUCAGGUACCUUCAAGGAACUUGGAUAUUAUUUCAAAGGAUACAAAAUAAAAAAACAAACUGGAAAGAGUGAAGAUUCCAGAGAGAAAACUAACACCUUCCUGCGCAGUCCAGUUGGAUUUUGGGCUUGCCAUGAGGUGUUGAAACCUUGUUUCACUGAGUUGGAGAGACUGGACCUAAAUGGCGCAGCAUGACUUUGCUCCAGCCUGGCUUAAUUUUCCUACUCCACCAUCGUCAACAAAGUCAUCACUGAAUUUUGAAAAACAUUCUGAAAGCUUCCAGUGGGCAGAGAAUCGUUAUGAUAUAAAUCGUAGACGUCACAACUCUUCAGAUGGCUUUGAUUCUGGCAUUGGACGUUCUAAUGGAGGAAACUUUGGAAGGAAAGAAAAAAAUGGAUGGCGUGCACAUGGAAGAAAUGGUACUGAAAACAUAAAUCAUCGAGGGGGAUACCAUGGUGGAAGUUCCCGUUCUCGUAGCAGUGCUUUCCACUCUGGAAAAAGCCAAGGACUGCAUGAAAACAAUGUCCCUGACAAUGAAACUGGGAAAAAAGAAGACAAGGAAGAACGCAAACAAUUUGAGGCUGAGGAUUUUCCAUCGUUAAAUCCUGAAUAUGAGAGAGAGCCAAAUCAGAAUAAAUCUUUAGCCGCAGGUGUUUGGGAAUAUCCUCUGAAUCCUAAAUCUAGAGCUCCAAGAAUGCUGGUCAUUAAAAAAGGUAGUACAAAAGAUUUACAGAUAUCUGGAUUCCCUGCAGUAGGAAAUCUUCAUCCUCAGCCAGUUAAAAAUGGAACUGGUCCAAGUGUUUAUAAAGGAUUAGUCCCUAAACCUGCUGCUCCACCUACAAAGCCUACACAAUGGAAAAGCCAAACUAAAGAAAAUAAAGUCGGAACUCCUUACCCUCAUGAGUCUUCAUACGGCAUUGGCAACUUUAAUGCCUUCAAAUCAACUGCCAAGAAUUUUAGUGUUUCAACAAAUUCAGUUAAAGAGUGUAAUCGCUCAAAUUCCUCUUCUCCUGUGGACAAACUUAAUCAGCCUCGUCUAACCAAACUGACCCGGAUGCGCACUGAUAAGAAGAGUGAAUUCUUAAAAGCAUUGAAAAGGGACAGAGUGGAGGAAGAACAUGAAGAUGGAACUCAUAUUGGACCAGAAAAGGAUGAUGACUCAUUUAAUUUGCAUAAUAGCAACAACACUCACCACGAAAGGGACAUAAACCGAAAUUUUGAUGAAAAUGAAAUUUCGCAAGAGAAUGGCAAUGCCUCCGUGAUUUCCCAACAGAUCAUUCGGUCUUCUACCUUUCCACAAGCUGAUGUCCUUUCAAGUUCACUUGAGGCAGAACAUAGGUUGUUAAAGGAGAUGGGUUGGCAGGAAGACAGUGAAAAUGAUGAAACAUGUGCUCCCUUAACAGAGGAUGAAAUGAGGGAAUUCCAAGUUAUUAGUGAACAGUUACAGAAGAAUGGUCUUAGAAAAAAUGGUAUUUUGAAAAAUGGCCUGAUCUGUGACUUCAAGUUUGGACCCUGGAAAAACAGCACUUUCAAACCCACUUUUGAGAAUGAUGACACAGAGACAAGCAGCAGUGACACAUCAGAUGAUGAUGAUGUGUGAAGGAUUCUCUAACAGCUUUAGAAGUUUUAGUGUGAUACAUCUCAUACAGUUUGGGGUGAAUUGUAAAAAUGAAGAACUAUAAUUUAUGUAGUAAAAUACCCCAUUAGAAGAAAAUAUUGGGGGGACUUCUUUAUGAAGAAAACCAAGAAUGUUGUGUUGGGCUGUGUUGAACAUUACUAUAAUUUCUUUGUAAAUGAAUGUUGUAGAAAUGAGGACUUUGGUUGAUCCAACAUUGACUUUCUUCAUCACUGCAGCGUUUCUCUGACUAGCAAUGUGACGAUGUAACAAAUGAGAUUGUUUCUCAUUUAAUAAAAAAAAUGUGUAAUGUUUUGCAAAGCUUCUGUCUUAAAAUGUCCAGGUCUUUAAAGAAAAAGGGCAACUUAACACUGUUUCGCUUGCAGUCUUAUUUCUUUCUUUCAAUGGAAAUCCUCAAGUCCACUUUGUACGCAAAAAAAAAAAAAAAAACACCACAAAACAAAAAUGGGGCAAUGUAGCAUGUUGGCUAAAACUGGAGCAAAGUGCACUAAAACUUUAAUUUCUUGAACUGAGCUGUUGUAGUGUUCACUUUUUGAAACAUAAUUGCUCUUUAACUAUUUGUAGUGCAGUAAAUGUUACAGUAAAGACUCACCGCACUUCUUCCAAAUUUAUAUAAAUGAUCUAAAAUCAAGAGCUUUAUUUGGGUGUGCUGCAAAACCCAAGAUUUUCAGAGUGGACAAUAAGGAAGAAUCUUGUGGAUAAAGAAUACAUAUUUUGAUAAGUUAUUACACAUGGAAAAAACCUGCUCACAUUGACUGGAUCUGUCCACUACAUGAAAAAUAAACUGGAUUUUCAUAAUAUUGUCUUAAUGCGUAGUGUCCAAGGUAUUGGUCUUGUAAACACAAAUGUGUUUUACUCACCUUUAUUUAAAACAAAUUGUACCAUAUUUAUUGAAGAUGGUUAUUGGUUUUUGAGUUUAGAAAAAGCUUUUGGAAAGCAGUCAUUACUCAUUGUUUGGCAAGUAUGGAUUACUAUUAAAUAAUAACAAACUUUA